Aspergillus clavatus NRRL 1 is the source of this 555-nucleotide messenger RNA. RefSeq lists its product as uncharacterized. Bases 1 to 555 code for a protein of 184 amino acids. NCBI's taxonomy places the organism in Eukaryota, Fungi, Ascomycota, Eurotiomycetes, Eurotiales, Aspergillaceae. The transcript is spliced from 3 exons. The record is from RefSeq and is a predicted model, not a curated record.
AUGUCUCAGUAUCUAUCAACCCUCAACAAAGAGAGUGACGAAUCGGAUCAUCUACAGUGCAUUCUUGUUGCAGGUCAACAUGUCUCUAACUACACGGCAGCCUGGCAGCCAGACGCCCAGAACAACGCCAAGUCCGUCUUCACCCAUGUGUUGACCAUGGUUCUUGAUAUCGGGGAUAAUACUCCCAACUCCCAAGAGCCUCCCCGUCUGAGCCCGGGCUCCUGGUACCAGCGAAUUCCAGUGGCGACGGCUGCAUUAUCCCCGAAUCACGACAGGCACACUACGAUUUCUCAGCUUUCCGGUACCCCAGAGAUCUCGGCAGCGAUGAUUGACCAGAGCGCGGCAAUCAAAGGCGUUGCGGCGGCCUUUCUGGCCGUCGCUAGCAUUGCGGUGAUGUUGCGCUGUUAUGUCUGUCUGCAUACCAUCAAGGCAUUUGGAUGGGAUGAUGCGCUUAUGAUCGCGUCUAUGCUGGUCUAUAUCAUGUUCUGCGGAUGCAUGAUAGGCGGCGCUAUCUGGGGCACUGGGGAACAUCUCAUCGACCUGGCUUCUAAGUAG